UGCUAUACAUACGUUGGACGCCCUGAUGGCAAAAGCAUUCUGAUGCUUGAAGCAAACGAAAAGAGAACGUGUAUCGUAAGAAGGAUAGUCCAGCACGAGCUGCUCCAUGUGAUUGGAUUGUGGCAUGAGCAUAUGCGCCACGAUCGUGAUGAUUACAUCAAGAUCCACUACGAGAACGUUAGAGAAAAUCACUUGAACCAAAACUUUAGAAAACUCUCUCCGUCAGAAGUAACUACGUACAAUGUACCAUACGAUUACAGAUCAGUUAUGCAUUAUGGUGCGAGAGCAUUCACAAAGAAUGGAAAAAUUACCAUAGAAACAUUGGAUCCCAAAUUCCAGGAUAUAAUUGGUAAAUCGGAAGGUGCCACUCCUAGUGAUUAUCGCAAAGUUUGCGAAAUCUACAGUUAAAAAAUUCUGACUGAGGUCCCAAUAGAAGAAGAUAAGAAGGAAGGGAUUCCAAUGCUUAUCGAAGAGCUAGUUGUGAAUUUCGAGCCAACGUCAAGACCCGUUGAAAGUGGGGCCGAUCUUAUGAGUCGUCUAAAAUUUUAUGGACAACAGUGA
Messenger RNA from Strongylus vulgaris, 561 nucleotides. Lineage: Eukaryota; Metazoa; Nematoda; Chromadorea; Rhabditida; Strongylidae. The record is from the annotation of a GenBank genome assembly.